Molecule: messenger RNA, 5417 nt
Organism: Oryzias melastigma (Indian medaka)
Lineage: Eukaryota; Metazoa; Chordata; Actinopteri; Beloniformes; Adrianichthyidae
Gene: srgap1a
Product: SLIT-ROBO Rho GTPase activating protein 1a
Exons: 22
Coding region: 1052-4378 (1108 amino acids)
Biological process (GO): negative regulation of cell migration; signal transduction
Cellular component (GO): cytoplasm
Molecular function (GO): protein binding
Source: RefSeq, a predicted model, not a curated record
UUGUAGAUUUUGAUUGGCGUCAGCGUGGCGAGCUCACAAAAGUAGCAUUCACCUGUUGCUAGCAUAUUUUUUAGCUGAAUAUUAUGAAAAUGUAAUAUAUAAAUUGUUGACUCAAGCUGAAAGAAACGAUAUUAUAUAUGAUGUGAACAAAUUUGGAAUGUGGGCGGGGUUUACAAAAACUCUCCAUUGCUAAGGAAAUCAAAAAAUGUACUUUUGUGUAUUCUUCUAAAAAUGACUUAUCCCAGGUAAUGCAACUUUUCUAGAUUUUUUUUUUUUUUUUUGCCUCCUUACCCUAAUAAGGGUGUUUUGGGGGCAUUCUCCUCACCAGAUGACCACCCACAAAGACAACCCCCCUGAAUAAAGUCACUACCCAGUCUUCUGUUCAAAUUAAAAUAAAAAGUAACUUUUACGGCUUCAUAAUCGGACAAAUAAAACCGAUUAUUUGUUGAAUUACUAGCUGCUGGCGCCAGAGGUGAGGUCCCGCCCGGGGGGCUCUUGUGUGGGCCCCGAACUCCGUGGACACGCCCCUGCACCCAGCGCGCGUCUCCCGCCGCGUGCUGCAGUCGGCCUUCCUCCCUGUCUGCCUCGGAGCGUGCUGGGAGUUGUUGGGAGAAGGAGGGGGAGCCGAGAGCGGGCACGCGCGUGGGGGUAACGUGUCCCAAACGGGAAAGCACUCCCAGAAAACAGGCAGAACUGGGCCGGAGGUUCGGGUCCGGCCGCCGCACUUUGCUUCGACCCGCCGGGGGAAAGUUGCGUAGCCGUUUUUCCUGCCGCGACGUCCGCAGCGGCGGGGGCUGUUGCGCCGCUCGCGGAGUUGAGGAUUCGCGGGUGGGAGCGGGACCGCGGCCCCGCCGCGUCCACCGGGAACCAUGAAGCAGCGAAGCGCCGCGCGCCCUCGGAACCCCCUCGCUGGCUAGAACCGAGCUGCUUUGGUCGUGUCCGCCUUCGCCCUCGGUUCCGUCGGGACGGGAUGCCGCUGUAGGAUUCCCGCUUGUUGACAACACUUUUCCCUGAAGUUUUGAAAGGAGCCGCGCGCGCAGAAACACGGAAAAUGUCCGCGCCGAGGUUCAAAAAGGACAAAGAAAUCAUCGCGGACUACGAGAGCCAAGUCAAAGAGAUCCGGGCUCAGCUGGUGGAGCAGCAGAAAUGUCUGGACCAGCAGACGGAAAUGCGGGUCCAACUGCUGCAGGACCUCCAGGACUUCUUCAGAAAGAAGGCAGAGAUUGAGAUGGAGUAUUCCAGAAACCUGGAGAAACUGGCCGAGCGCUUCAUGGCGAAGACUCGCAGUACCAAGGAUCACCAGCAGUACAAAAAAGACCAGAACCUGCUGUCACCGGUCAACUGCUGGUACCUGCUGCUCAACCAGGUGAGGAGGGAGAGUAAGGACCACGCCACCCUGAGUGACAUCUACCUCAACAACGUCAUCAUGAGGUUCAUGCAAAUCAGUGAGGACUCCACGCGGCUGCUCAAGAAGAGCAAGGAAAUCGCUUUCCAGCUCCAGGAGGACUUGAUGAAAGUCCUAAAUGAGCUUUACACAGUUAUGAAGACCUAUCACAUGUACCACUCAGAGAGCAGCAACGCUGAGAGCAAGCUGAAGGAGGCGGAGAAGCAGGAGGAGAAGCAGAUUGGCCGGACGGAUCCCGUCUUCAACAUGCGGAUGGAGGACAAAUACCAAAGACGCAGUUCUGUCAAGAAGAUUGAGAAGAUGAGAGAGAAGCGUCAAGCCAAGUACUUGGAGAACAAGCUGAAGUCGAUCAAAGCGCGAAACGAGUACCUGCUGACGCUGGAAGCCUCCAACUCGUCUGUUUUCAAAUACUACAUCCACGACUUACCCGACCUGAUAGACUCCUGCGAUUUAGGGUACCACGCCAGCCUGAACCGGGCCCUGCGGACCUACUUAUCGGCCGAAUACAACCUGGAAACGUCUCGCCACGAAGGGCUGGACAUCAUUGAGAAUGCGGUGGACAGUCUGGACCCUCGGAGCGACCGGCAGAGGUUCAUGGAGAUGUACCCCACAGCCUUCUGCCCACCGGCCAAGUUUGAGUUCCAGUCUCACAUGGGGGACCAGGUGUGUCAGAUCACAGUGCAGCCUCCCGUGAACGGCGAACUCAACCUGAGAUUCCAGCAGCUGCAGUCCCGUCUGGCUACUCUGAAGAUCGAAAACGAGGAGGUCAAGAAAACGUCGGAGGCCACGCUGGCGACCAUUCAAGACAUGGUGACCAUCGAAGACUACGACGUGUCCGAGUGCUUCCACCACAGCCGCUCCACCGAGUCAGUCAAGUCCACCGUGUCGGAGACCUACCUGAGCAAGCCCAGCAUUGCCAAGAGGAGGGCCAACCAGCAGGAGACGGAGCAGUUCUACUUCAUGAAAUUUCGAGAGUUUCUGGAGGGCAGUAAUCUCAUCUCCAAGCUGCAGGCCAAACAUGACCUUCUGAAGAGGACGCUGGGUGACGGCCACAGAGCUGACUACAUGACCACGAGACCCCCCAACGGGCAGCUCAGAACCCACACUGGCACCAGGCGGGCUCGGCCCCGCUCCAUUUUCCAUGUUAGGUUGUUUAAUGGCAAUUUGGAAUCCUAUAUUAAGGAUUCGGGACAGGCCAUCCCCCGCGUGGUUGAAAGCUGCAUUCGUUACAUUAACCUGUACGGCCUGCAGCAUCAAGGAAUAUUCCGGGUUUCUGGAUCUCAGCUGGAGGUGAACGACAUCAAGAACUCGUUUGAGAGAGGGAAUGAUCCUCUGACGGACGACGAGGACAACCACGACAUGAAUUCUGUAGCUGGAGUUCUCAAACUCUACUUCCGGGGUCUGGAAAACCCUCUUUUCCCCAAAGAGAGGUUUAACGAUCUGCUGUCGUGCAUCAGAAUAGAAAACCUCUACGAGAGGGCGCUGUACAUCCGGAAGAUCCUGCUGACGUUUCCCAGAACCGUCCUGGUCGUGAUGCGUUACCUCUUCGCCUUUCUUAACCACCUGUCCCAGUACAGCGACGAGAACAUGAUGGACCCGUACAACCUGGCCAUUUGUUUCGGGCCCACUCUGAUGCCCACGCCGGACAGCCAGGACCAGGUCUCCUGCCAGGCCCACGUCAACGAGAUCAUCAAAACCAUCAUCAUCCACCAUGAGAGCAUCUUUCCCGACGCCAAAGAGCUGGAGGGGCCCAUCUACGAGAAGUGCAUGGCGGGGGGAGACUACUGUGAAAGCCCCUUCAGCGAACACGGAGCCCUGGAGGAGGUGGACAACGAGGGGGGGACGGAGGCGCACACCAGCGAGGACGAGGCGGAGCCUAUCGAAGCCAUCGCCAAGUUCGACUACGCCGGACGCUCCUCCCGAGAGCUGUCCUUCAAAAAAGGCGCCUCCCUGCUGCUGUACCACCGGGCGUCGGAGGACUGGUGGGAGGGGCGGCACAACGGCAUCGACGGCUUGGUGCCGCACCAGUACAUCGUAGUCCAGGACAUGGACGACAGCUUCUCCGACACUCUGAGUCAAAAGGCCGACAGCGAGGCCAGCAGCGGCCACGGCGGCGAGGACAAGUGCUCGGGCAAAGACGUGUGCUCGCCCGCCGACACCAGGAUCGCCGAAGCUUACAUCGCCAGGCACCGGAAAAGGUCCGACCCGCCGUCCCGCCGGCCCCCGGCCCGCCCCAGCGACGUCCACUGCAUGGUGCACGCCUCCCAGCAGAGCCACGGCGGCACCCCGGAGAUGGGCUCCCCCAUCCUGGGCCACUUCAGCCCGAGGGACGUGCUCCGCGGCCGCGCCCACCUCCCCGUGGACAGCCCAGAGCGGCGCCACCGCCUGGGCCACAGCAGCCUCACCAACAUCAGCCGGCACGAGUCCCUGAAGAAGACGGAGAGCCCGCCCAUGCGCCGCUCCACCUCCUCGGGCCAGUACCCCGGCUUCACCGACGCCCACCUCCUCCACCACCACCACCACCACCACGGCGGGAAGGCGCUGGACCCGGAGACCAUCGCACAGGACAUCGAGGAAACCAUGAACACGGCUCUGAACGAGCUGCGCGAGCUGGAGCGCCAGAGCUCCGCCAAGCACGCCCCCGACGUGGUUCUGGACACGCUGGAGCAGAGGCAGACCUCCAGCGGCAGCAGCAGCGGCGGCGGCGGCCCCACGCCGGCCAGCUCCAGCGAGUCCCUGAGCCCCAUCCACGGCGUCAUGCUGAGGGCGGCCGUCAACACCGAGCCGCCUGUCCGGCGGAACGCCAGCGACCCCGUGAGCACCUUCAAGCCGGCGGUCGCCCCGCGCAUGGGGGUGCAGCUGAAACCCCCCACCCUGAGGCCCAAACCCAUGGUCCUGCCUAAAAGCAGCCCGGCGCCGCAGCCUCCCGCCGCCACGCCUCAGGACCCACUGGACAAGUCCUGCACCAUGUAACCACCUCACACCACCACCAGGGGGCAGUCACGGUCUGCAGAGACUCUACAAUCCUGUGGAUGUUUGUGUGUAAAAAACCUGAGAAGCAGGAAGACUAACCAGAUUAUUUUAGCUAACUUGUAGAAGAAUUAGUCUGAAACACAUUUAAGAAGCUUGGAGUCGUUCUAUUUAGCAUGUUUAUUUUUUUAUUCAAAGAGAAAAUCACAGAGACUUCCUGGAGGAUGUUUAGUUUACAGACUUUCAUGAACAAAACGUCUCCUGGUUUACUCCGCGGUUAGAGUGGAUCCUUCAGACUGUUUCUAACUUCAAAUGGUGCUUAAGAAAUCGUGAACGUCGGAUCAGUUUCACCUGGACACGCUUCCGUGGACGACUGAAAAACGGAUUUGAUUUGAACAGCAACAGGACGAAACCACUAUUUGACUGAGAACGUUUCAAACCUCCUUGAAUUCCUGCAGGUUUGGCUGAAGACGAUUGUUCUGAGAGUGUUCGGAUCCUGAACUGCAGCUUCCACGAUGAAUUUCAGAAAAACUGAGGAGGCUCCGAGGAGGUUCAUCAAGCCCCGCCCACUCCGCCGCCUCCAGGAAGACUUUUCCCGCCUGUUUCCCGUCCUCAUGGGGAAUCCUCGGAAAGUAGAAAAGUCGGAUUCCAGAAGAUUUAUCUUUGGUGUAGAAGAAUAUGUAUUACUAACUGCAUUAUUUUUGUAUCCUUUGUAUUUGGCGCUACAGUAGAGGUCAAAUAUCUGGAGGUUUAGAGCGACGCUAGAUGAAGUUGUGGCCGUGUCAACGAUCGGACGCAGCGGCGUCUUAGCUGUAAGCUAACCUGUGGUGUUGUGUACAUCUGUAGUGUGUACCUGUGAAAGUGCCUUUGACACAGUUGUAGAGGAACUUCCUGUCUUUUCAUAGAAGCGUUCAUGACCAACAUUUCCUCAGUCGAAGAAGAAGAAAGCGCGUUCUCUGUAAAUACCUGUACAUACGGGAACUCUGACGUCCGCAGUCCUUUCUUUGAGGGUUUCUUUGAAAUAAAACAGGUAGUUCUUUCA